UCUUAUCUGCCGCACAACACAACCGAAUUAGAAGAAGAGAUAGAGAUUAUACUUGAAACGUUUCAGCUUGCUGCAUAUAGUAUGGCUGUCUUGAUAAAAUUCUCUGCCAAAUUGAAUUUUUUUGUAUCCUUCUUCCUUGUAUUGGGAACUGUGGCAUCUAGCGAUGAACUAACAGGGCCGCAAAAAGAAGUGGUUUCAAUCUAUAAUGACGGCUUUACGACACCGGAAUCCAGAAAUCCAUAUUUUAUCGAAGUUUACCGAUGCGUUAAAAUUGACAAAAAGUAUAUAGUGAAAUGCCUUGCCAAAUAUCCCGUUCAAGCAACGAUGACUAAUAUCGAAAUAGUAGUGCCCGAUCUUACAAAUAAAGUGCGGGAUCCUGGUAACGCAAAAAAGUUUUAUAAAUAUAUAGUUUUUAAUCAUACAUCUUGUAAAUGUGGAAAUCUCAAAGAAAGGAAACUUUAUUACACGUUAUCUAAUAAUCGUGUGUCAGAGUCGUAUUACCGGAAGAACUAUAAGAAAAAUCCAAAGAAUCUGCAAAGUUCGUCUGAUUAUUGCAACAAAGCACAAAGAAGAUAUAAGCUCCCCCGAGAUCAUUAUUUCACGCCACCAAAAUUUAAAUAUGUUGGGUACGAACAGUGCUUGCCUGGCUGCGUUGUAAAGAAAAAUGUUACGUUUUACCCUAAUUUCCCAACAACAACAGGAGACAUCUCGAAAUUUCAGGAAAGACGUGGAGCUGGUGAUAUACGCCGAAUCGGUAAAAAUUUUCUUCGCUGCUGUCAUUGAUAUUACUGACAAUAUUAAUUAUAUAUAUCGAGUUAACUCUUUGUCGUCGAAAAAAAGGGUUUUGUCUAUGCUUCGAAUUAUUUCUGAAUGAAUAAAUGA
Molecule: messenger RNA, 882 nt
Organism: Dendronephthya gigantea
Lineage: Eukaryota; Metazoa; Cnidaria; Anthozoa; Malacalcyonacea; Nephtheidae
Exons: 5
Coding region: 82-783 (233 amino acids)
Source: RefSeq, a predicted model, not a curated record